This is a messenger RNA of Hyla sarda, 1049 nucleotides long. RefSeq names its product lipoyl(octanoyl) transferase 2 (gene LIPT2). The transcript has 2 exons. Gene Ontology annotation, molecular function: lipoyl(octanoyl) transferase activity. Gene Ontology annotation, biological process: protein lipoylation. Lineage: Eukaryota; Metazoa; Chordata; Amphibia; Anura; Hylidae. Bases 110 to 838 code for a protein of 242 amino acids. The record is from RefSeq and is a predicted model, not a curated record. Gene Ontology annotation, cellular component: mitochondrion.
UAAUCCGCUGCGGAUUUGCCGCCUAUUGACUCCAAUGGGUCUGUAGCAAAUCUGUUGCGGAUUUUCCUGCGGAUUCUGACCCAUUGAAGUCAAUAGCGAUAUAAUCCGCAUGUGCUGCCGGGAGUCCCCGGUGUCCGCUCCGCCUCCCGGGAUGUCUGCUGGCCGGCCUGUGCUCCGUGUUCUCCGGCUGGGCCGGCUCCCGUUCCCCGAGGCUCUGGCCGUACAGCAGCGUUGUGUCCGGUCUCUUCAGGAGGCUCCGGGCCGGGACUCGCUCCUCCUGGUGGAGCACCGGGCGGUGUACACUGUGGGGAUCCGGCGGGGCCCGUACCCCGGGGAGGAGGAGGCUCGGCUUCGGGCCCUCGGAGCGGAUUUCCAGCGCACAGACCGCGGCGGCCUCAUCACCUUCCACGGCCCCGGACAGCUGGUGUGUUACCCGGUGCUGGACCUCCGCCGCCUCCGCCGGUCCCUGCGGGACUACGUGUGCGGCCUAGAGGGCUCCGUCAUCGGCCUGUGCCGGGGGAUGGGGCUGGAGGCGGGCCGGGCCCCGGAGACCGGAGUGUGGGUGCGGGACCGGAAGAUCUGCGCGAUCGGGGUCCACUGCUCCCGGCACAUCACCUACCAUGGCCUCGCCCUCAACUGCAACACCGACCUGUCCUGGUUCAGCCACAUCGUGCCCUGUGGGAUUGUGGGUAAAGGCGUCACCUCGCUGAGCGCGGAGCUGGGCCGGGAGGUCACCGUGGAUGAGGUCGUCCCCCCGUUUUUGGAAGCCUUCCAGGAGGAGUUCAAUUGUACUGUGGAGUAUAGUGAUGAUCAUGUGACCGCGGAGGGGAUGACGUAGGAUUAUAAACGUAUAAUGUACGGACCGCUAUAUGUUCUGUGGAUGGAGCGGACAGCAGACGUAUUAAAGGGCCCGAGGGGCCCCCGAGUCCUCCUGGGUCUCCUCUGCUCUGGAGUCUUCCCUCUUCAGUGUAUUCACCAGGAGGUGCCGGGCAGAUUUGGCCUUUUUGUUGAAAUGUACACAGCCUAUAAAUAAUACCGUCAUACAGUUA